AUGCCGCCGAAUCGACGGCCACGUACUGACCCCAUCGUCCGGGUCCGCACCGGUUGCUGGUCCUGCCGACGCCGCAAGAAGAAGUGUGACGAAACCAAGCCGAUCUGUGGGGGAUGCGUCCGGAAUAAGCUCACCUGCCAGUGGCCGACCAUCAUCCCCGGAUCCAAGGCCAACAAUCUAUCCGCCAGGCCGGAGAGUGACCCACCGGGUCAACCAUCGGAAGAUGAUCAGACGAGGAUGCAGCGUGGAGCGUCCAGCUCGACGGAAUCCACCCCAUCGGAGGUAUCGCCAACUUCGGACUCCCCGGAGGAUACCUCUGUCGAGUCGGGUCCUCUGAUCUCGACCAGGCAAUCUCAGUCGAUCUCGGCAGACAGCCAAAUGGCCGUGGGAAAUGUACUCCCUCGGAGUCUGUCCAUGUUCCCUGGCCACGGUCCCGAGUCCUAUCAACUUCUGAGCCACUACUUGGCAACGACCGCCGACUGCAUGGCCAACGGUUCUACCCCCAUCAACCCAUUCUUGGUGCAGAUUGUUCCACUCGCUUUCAGCAGCGAUCUACUCCUUCAGCUGGUCCUGACACAGAGUGCUGCCCAUCGAGCGUUUCGCUCUCGCAGGGAAUCCGAUGAGGUUGCGCAGAGUCACUACACCACCGCUCUGCAGCUGUUUCGAAAAGGGGUGACCGAGUUUAUCGACGGAAAGGAGUCGAACGCGCUCAUGCUGACGGUGGGAGCGUUGGUGAUGUGCUUUACAGAGACAGCCAAAGGCGAUAUGAACGGAACGAUAUUCGACCACCUGACGGCUGCUAAUUCUCUUCUAGUCCGCCUUCUGGCGCAAAGCGAUGCAGCUGUUCCCAAAGACCUCAAAGACUUUGUCAUCGAAUAUUACACGUAUACUGCGGCCGUCAGCAUGAUCUCCAUCGAUGCCCGGGUCAGUGCCCAGCUGUUUUUGGACUUUGACCUCGAACAAAAGGCGCGACAGCUGCUGCAAUCCGAGUAUGUGGGGAACUUGUGUGGCUGCUGGAUGGAGCUGUUGUUGAUGAUCCCGUGCAUCUUCGACUUGGGUCGGCAGUGGAUGAUGCACGAUGGGCAGUCAGCUAUGCCUACUGCAGACGAUAUUGCCAUGUUUGGCUCCUUGCAAGUCCAAAUCAUGCGGUGGAUGCCAUAUGCGUCUGCGACUCCGGAGGUGUUCCUUGCGGGACGGAUCUUCCAGCAAGCGAUGCUCCUGUACCUCUAUACGUCGUUGGGCGGGUUCUCCCGAACGGACAACGGCAUGUACCAAGGAUUGAUUGACACCGCGAUUACCGACGCCAUGUCUUAUCUGGGCCAACUCUCUGCGACAGCGCGGAUUAAUUCCGGCCUGUGUUGGCCCAUCGCUGUAGUCGGGUCCUGUUUGUCCGACGCCCAACACCAAGACAGUCUACGCCAGCGGCUCACCACCAUGGUCAACACCUUUGGCCUGGGCAAUAUGCAGCGGACGCUACUUCUACUCGAACACAUGUGGCAGAUGCCGCUAGACGAGGCAGGUCCAUGGAACAUCUGCCGAGCCAUGCAACGGAAUCAAAUAUGGAUAUCGUUUGCCUAAUCAGACUAUCAUACAAUCAUCACUCAUAAUCCCGCAUCAUUGAGCCAGGUUCUUGGGGGCCUCAGUGGCCGGGCCCUCGGGGGUCACAUAGGCCUUGGUCAGGCCACCGUCGACCACAAAAUCGGCGGCAUUGACGAAGCUGCUUUCGUCGCUGGCCAGGAAGAUGACGGCGUGGGCUUGUUCGAUGGCCUCACCAAAGCGACCGGUCGGGAAGUGGACCUCGCGACGGAAGCGCUUCUCCUUGUCAUCCCCCAGCCAGUCCUGCAGCAAGGGGGUAUUGAGGGGGGCGGGGCACAGCGAGUUGAAGCGGAAACCUGCAUCGUCAGCGACCGACCACGUCGAUACGCGCUGCACUCACCUUCUCGGGCAUGCACAAUGGCCAAUUCGCGCGUCAUCGCCAAGACCGCGCCCUUACUCGCGGUGUAGGCCAGCUGCGGUGUGGCGGCACCCACCAACGCCAC
Aspergillus ibericus CBS 121593 is the source of this 2039-nucleotide messenger RNA. RefSeq names its product Zn(II)2Cys6 transcription factor. Gene Ontology annotation, biological process: positive regulation of transcription by RNA polymerase II. Gene Ontology annotation, molecular function: zinc ion binding; DNA-binding transcription factor activity, RNA polymerase II-specific; transcription cis-regulatory region binding. Lineage: Eukaryota; Fungi; Ascomycota; Eurotiomycetes; Eurotiales; Aspergillaceae. The record is from RefSeq and is a predicted model, not a curated record. Gene Ontology annotation, cellular component: nucleus. Bases 1 to 1578 code for a protein of 525 amino acids. The transcript is spliced from 2 exons.